Leishmania braziliensis MHOM/BR/75/M2904 is the source of this 1734-nucleotide messenger RNA. RefSeq lists its product as hypothetical. Lineage: Eukaryota; Euglenozoa; Kinetoplastea; Trypanosomatida; Trypanosomatidae. Gene Ontology annotation, biological process: interkinetic nuclear migration; positive regulation of centriole elongation; centrosome cycle. The transcript has a single exon. Gene Ontology annotation, cellular component: centrosome; centriole. The coding region runs from base 1 to 1734 and encodes 577 amino acids. The record is from RefSeq and is a predicted model, not a curated record.
AUGGCAUCGUCGUCGCCUCAGGUCAAACUGGACAGCGCUAUCCGUACCACUGACGAGUACGCAGCCGCCUUCGACCUCGAAGUAUGGAAAGCGCAGCAGCAACUCCAAUACCAGGCACAGCUGCGUCAGGCGAAGGAGCGGCUGGAGCGCCGCCUGCGCAAGGAGGCACGAGAGUCGGAGAAGAAAAAGAUGGCAGAGCUUGAGCAACUUCGCCAAGAGCUAGAGACAAUGGGGCACCGGCUACAGGUGGCUGGUGAGACGCUGGAAAAGCGCACCGCUCAGCUGGAUGCUUGUGAGGCCGCUUUUAACAUGAAACGAGUGAAGGUGGCAGAACAGCAUGAGGCAUAUGUCGCCCGCGCCGAAGAGCAGGUGCGCCGCAGCCGUGAGGAGGCCCAGAUUUCCCAAUCCAGCCUUCAAGCAAGAUUGCAAGAGAAGGACCGCACCAUUCAGCAACUGCAGGAGAGAGUCAGCUCAGCGCAGCAAGAGUAUGACCUACUCCGACGACGCGCAGCGCGUUACCUGACCGAGCAGACCGACACCGACGGCCAACGACUACGGGAGCAGGAGUGCGCGCUGAGUCUGGCGCAGACACAGCUGGCGGAGGUGCAACGCCAGCUGCGAGAGAAAAGCGCGGAUGUGGACCGUCUGGCAGAGUCUAAGGCGACCUUAGAGCAGCAGCUGUACGAGUUCAAGCGGCAGCUCGCGAUCGUCACGCGCAAAUACCAUCGACUCUGUGAGGAGUACCAGACGCGUGAGUGGGAGCGUCUGCGCAGGGAACAGGAGGCUCUGAGCACGGCGAAGCGAGGGCAGGCCCUACAAGCGCAUCGACUACAGCAGCAGAAGCAGACGUUGGCGGCAUCUUUUCUGCCAAUUGGCUUUAUCAACAGCGCUGCAUAUACUACCGCGGGGAACACGGCUCGCAGCGUUGCAGAACAAGAUGACUUUUACGCAAUGCUGACAGAUCUGAAACAGGAGGUGGCGAGUGGGCUAGCAGCGAUCAACCGAACCUCACGUUCAGGUUCCCUUCCCUUCACUGUUGUCGAGAGACCUGCAGGGGCUCUCCGCUCGACUGCCCACGACACCAGCUGCCACUCCCAAGCAUCUCCGCAGUCACGCAUGCGCGCUAUUUCCGUCACCGUCGCGGAGAGCGCUGGGGACUCUUUAACAGGUGCCCCUUCCCCUCAAGACCCCACAUUAGAGUCCUCCUCUGUCUCUGGGGUUUCACGCAUUUCACAGACAAAGCCGCCACCGCGCACGCAGCAGAAGUUGCAAGUGGGCGCGUCUGGUGCUGAGACAAACGUAGUGGUAGACAUGGGCGAUACUUCUAUCGACAGCACCUACCCUCCAGCUGACUUUCAACCCUGGUCGGCAUCCAUACUUGAGGGUGAAGAGGACGGCGUUGCUCCUCUGCCGUCCGUGCGCGCCGGCACCCUUCCCCCACUCGCCCCGGCACAGCGUGGCCUGGAGGAGGCGUUGCCUGACACUGCUUCACCGCAUAUCUCACCAACGCCAGAGGAGUUCGUGCUUGCCAGGGAUGCGCCGCUGGACCACACGUCCAGCGCUGCGAAGUCGGCAGCGGCGCGGCGCGAUAUGGAGGUCUUUGUGCACCAGCUGAAGAUGAAUCGCGAGAAGCUCUUGGAGACUGGCGUGUACUCAGAGGAUGAUCACGUGGUGAAGGAGAUGCGGGAGAAGAUACGCAUGUACGAACAGUACUUGACUCAGCAGCGGCAGUGA